AUAUACAGUUUUGUAAGACAAUGCACUAGUUAUACGCUCAAAUGCAAUCACUACUCGAGUUUUAAGUAUAAUUCGUGUCCAAUAUGUAUGUCGUCUAAGUAGAACAAUCGUUUAGUGCAGCCGAAAGACAAAUAUGAUAAUUAUUAACGUGCAAAAUAUUAUUAUAAACAUUACAAUUGGUUGAAACAUUUACGGUCAAUUCUUGUCGUAAUCAUACGUUUUUGCAAUUGAACUGCGUGUAUUUAUAUAUAAUAUGUAUAUUGACAUGGAAAUAUAAAAAGCGUAUGCAAUUGAAGACAACUGGCCAGUUUAGGUAAGUCAAUUGAAAACUGACAACAUGCGAUUCGAAAUAAAUAUUUGUCUUCUGUCGGUAUUGUCGAUUAUUACCCAGAUAUCUGACUCAAGUCAGUCUGCCACAAAUGGUUUACAGACUACGGACUUGGAUCAACCAGUACUAAAAGAUGGUUUGACAACUGUGAACGAUAGUGAUUCAACGAACGGAAGGAUUUCGAAAAUGUUGCAGUGUUUUGUGAAUUUGUCGGACAAAGGCAGCGAGGCUACAAGGAACGAAUGUCAUGACGCCUUUUCGUCGAUUUGGAUUUCAGCACGACACCUGCUACUUGGAGAUGACAAUGAAAUUGGAGGUAUUCGUACAGCUGAAAGUAAAAAAUCGAAGAAAAAGCAAUGGGAUUUACAGACUUUAAUGCUCGGUGCAGGAGUGAAGCUGAUAUUGUUCUUACCAGUUUUAGCAGUUCUAACGGGAAAAGCCAUUUCGCUAAGUUUGACAUCACUGUUGAUCACAUCUUUGGGUUUCCUCUACAGAAACCAAUUGGACUCGUUUGCCAGACGCAAUGAUUCCGUAUGAUAUAUAUUUUAUAUCUACUAAAAUAUAUUAAAUUAUUCAAUAAAAGGUACCUGCUGAACAUUGAUUUUAAGUACAACUAACAUUACACUAUAGUAUAUUGUAAUAUUUACCCCGUGAGGGUAAACAUUAUGACAUAAUUAUUUGUUAUAUAUAUCAAAUUAUAAAUAUAAUAAAAUAAUAACAUAAUCUAAUGUAAAAAUUUAAAAUGUAUUAAUCUUAUAUUAAGACAUUUUAUCCAAUUAAAUAAAGAUUUAUUUAAUUUUUCAACAGACAAAUGCACCAAUUUGGAUAUAACCCAUCUCCAUACAGUUAGAUACUUUUCUGAUACCUUUUGGUAUCUAUUGAUUAGUUUAAUUCAUAUUAUUUAUUUUUAGAUUAACUAUAGUCUACUUCUUAGUGUCAUUUUAUAACGUGUAUUAUACCUAUAAAAUAUGUACUAACACUGCGCAGAGAAUAUUUAAAUGCAAAUAAAUUAUAUUAUUAUAACUAUUUUAGUUUAUGUAAUUUAUAUAGGUUAUAGUUAUAGAAGUUGAAAAUUAAUUUUGCGUUCGACUGUUGUGUAAUUACUUAUUGAAGAAAAUUAA
Molecule: messenger RNA, 1449 nt
Organism: Rhopalosiphum padi (bird cherry-oat aphid)
Lineage: Eukaryota; Metazoa; Arthropoda; Insecta; Hemiptera; Aphididae
Exons: 2
Coding region: 338-865 (175 amino acids)
Source: RefSeq, a predicted model, not a curated record